AGGAACUGACUGUCAUUAUAUUAUGUUAUGACUCUGAGAUAAUGAGCACAGACAGCCCUAUGAUCUGAAUUUCAGUAUGUAACGAGGCUGUAAAUGAAGGACUUUGCCUUUUCUUCUAAACCUUUAGAAACCACAUUUAACAAACAACAUUCAGACAUGGACGAUAUAUCUCGGCUGAGACGUAACAUUCAAAGCUUUGACUUCCAUCACUGUAGUCUAGGAUCCCAGGGGUUUGAUCGAGUGCUCAUUCAGCUUUUUGGGUUUGCGGGUCAUGGAAAGUCCUCCUUUAUUAACACCUGUAAGUAUGUCUGGGAUGAUGGAGAGUUCAGGAACAUAGCACAGGCUGGAAGAGAUGACGGUGCUCGGACCACGGAAAGAAUAUCAUAUGAACUGACAAAAAACAUCACUCUGGUGGACAAUCGUGGCUGUUUCAAAAUGGAUGAUUACGAGAAGGGAGAAAUCUUUGCUCAACUCGCUAAUUUACUUCCAGUGGAUGAUCCCGUCGAAUGGAACAAGGGAUUGGUACUUAUGGACCGGAUAUUUGAGGCAGAAUAUCGAAUAAAUACCUCUGACUUUAUCGUUCCUAUAUUUAUCUACAGUGUGACGAAAUCCAUAGCAUCUGCUGAGAUAAAUGGACUACGAGAGUUGCUCACAGUGGCUAGAGAUCUGACAGGAAUAUUUCCACUCGUUGUUCUAACCCAUCAAACACACGGGAAUGUGGCCAAAGCCCAGAGCCUUUUCAGGGAUAUGGGGGUGGAGCGGAUCUUUACAAUAGAGAAUUAUACCCCAGAGGAUCACAUAAAGACACGAGGAAGACAUGAAGAAGUCCUGAAGAUCUUAAAUGAGGUCAUUAAAGAUGUCAAAUUCCGAAUGAGAGAUCAGCAAAAUCCAGUGAUGAAACUGAGAGAGCGGAUGCAAUACAUGUUCAAAUAUGUCUAUGAACGUGAAUUAAGAAUACGGGAAGAGGUAAAGGAAUUGGAGAAAGUGAUGCAGCUAAACCUGAUGGCCAUGGCAUUAAAGAAAACGAAGACAGAAUCUGAAAUGGAACGAGAACAGGAUGAAAUAAGACACGAACAAGAAAAGAGACGCCUUAAAGAGGAAAUGGAAAAAGAAAACGAGAAGGAAAGACAGUUACUGGAAAUGGAGAUGAAGAAACUUCAGGAGGAGCUGGAGAGGUUUGACUUGAAAAACAAGAACAAAAAAACAAACAAACAAAAGAAAGAGCCGUGUGCGUUACAGUGACGCUCCCGGGGAAACCUGUAAUGUGGGGGCCAGGAAACACACCCCACGAUGUACAUCUCAUGUAAUGGACACUCGAUGACACUGUACAGAAUGUUUCCAUUCAUCUUUGAGUGCAGUUUGCAGAAUUUACUAGAAAGAGAACAUUUAUUAAACAUUGGGAAAAUCCCACAGAUUAAUAACUGAAGGUGUAUA
This is a messenger RNA of Pelobates fuscus (common spadefoot toad), 1434 nucleotides long. RefSeq lists its product as uncharacterized. The transcript is spliced from 4 exons. Lineage: Eukaryota; Metazoa; Chordata; Amphibia; Anura; Pelobatidae. The coding region runs from base 94 to 1242 and encodes 382 amino acids. The record is from RefSeq and is a predicted model, not a curated record.